AUGGGUGUCCCCUUCGAAGCCCUUAUUCCCUAUGGGAUCAUGCUUGCCAUGUUUGGUAUCACCGGAGCGGGAAUGUCGAAGAUCAGACACAUGCAGAACGGAGGGAAGAGGGGCAGACACUCGGUGGAUCAAUGGGAUAAGAUCGAUACGGAAGACAUUGCGGAGCUAAUUGAAGACAGUGAUGGACCGGGACCGCAGAUUGACGGGAUUCCUGAGGGGACAAACGGACAACCCAAUAGCACCCGCUGGCUUUGA
This is a messenger RNA of Drepanopeziza brunnea f. sp. 'multigermtubi' MB_m1, 255 nucleotides long. The record is from RefSeq and is a predicted model, not a curated record. Lineage: Eukaryota; Fungi; Ascomycota; Leotiomycetes; Helotiales; Drepanopezizaceae.